AUGCACGCUUCAUUCUUUGCCGCCAGACUCGUUGUGCUUGCUGCCAUUUCCUUGGUUGUUUCUGCUCAGAGUCUCCUUCCCGAUGGUUGUGACCGCAAUGUAACUGUUCAUGCUGGAGAUACAUGUGACAAAAUCUCCGCAGCACAUAAUGUUUCCACAUACCAGCUGGCGGAAGUCAACAGCAAAACCAUUGACCGCGGUUGCGAUAAUUUGGGUAUCGGAGAAGUUAUAUGCCUUGGAAUCAAAGGUCAUGAUUGCAAGGUUACGCAUGUUGUGAAGGGCGGCGAAACGUGCCAUAGCAUUGCCGAUGCGGUUGGCAUCCCGGAAAAGACGUUGCUCACGAACAACCCGAACGUAGGCUCCGACUGCAGUAGCAUAUAUCCUGGCGAGGUUCUCUGUACUUCGAAAAAGAUCUACGUGAAGGCCACCUAA
Messenger RNA from Suillus plorans, 432 nucleotides. RefSeq lists its product as uncharacterized. The transcript is spliced from 5 exons. The record is from RefSeq and is a predicted model, not a curated record. NCBI's taxonomy places the organism in Eukaryota, Fungi, Basidiomycota, Agaricomycetes, Boletales, Suillaceae. The coding region runs from base 1 to 432 and encodes 143 amino acids.